Drosophila innubila is the source of this 590-nucleotide messenger RNA. RefSeq lists its product as uncharacterized. The transcript is spliced from 2 exons. NCBI's taxonomy places the organism in Eukaryota, Metazoa, Arthropoda, Insecta, Diptera, Drosophilidae. The record is from RefSeq and is a predicted model, not a curated record. Bases 5 to 571 code for a protein of 188 amino acids.
CAAAAUGUGUCAGCUUUCCAUCGUAAUCUUACUAAGUUUUAUACCAUUUGCACUACUUCAGACUGAAGACCCACAUUUGUGCGAAAAAUAUGUUACAGUUCACUAUAUGGUAAGGGAGCGUACCCCUUUGCAAGACUAUGGCAAAUUUGCAGAAGACUUCACCAGAUUGAAUAUUCAAGGUGCAAUGCGAAAUGUGAUCAAAACAAAACUGGAAGUUCGCAAAAAUUGCUGUCCCGGCUAUGCAAAAUCUGAUCAAUUAGGACUUGGCUGCCAACCAGUUCAAACAACAACUGACAGCACAACUGGAACCUGGACCGAUUCGGACGAGACAACCACUUUGGAUAUAGUUACCAAUAGCAUCUCACCUCAACAAAAACCAAGCGAAAUCGAUGAAUGGAUUUCCAUAUGUGCCACAGCCUUGGUAUUAACUACGAUAGUCGUAAUAACUCUAUUGUCUUUGUGUUUCAUACGGCGAAGAAGAAGAUUAAAUGUUAAUAAUGACAUGCAUGAAUCUGGCAACGAACUUGAGGCUCGUGUAGGAUUAUUUUCUGACUCAUUAAGAGAUUCAUAAAAUGUGUAUCCAAGUAUUA